AUGGCUUCCUCCUUGAAUAAUAGCCCUUUGCGCAGCAGUAGGGCGUCUCGAUCGUUUCCCAAUUUGCCUCAGCUUCCUGUUAUAUCGGAAAAUAAUGAUUGGCCCGGGCCAAUUGAGCCAAACACACAACCUCGAAGACUAGAGGCAUCGCCAUUCACAAGACAUAGCAAUAUCAGUCUCACGCACCUGGAGCAUGACGUCCCACCGCCGGCAUAUACGCCGUUUUUAAGCCAAGCUUGGACUAAUGCUGAAAAGCGUCCUGACUUGCGCAGCAACGAAUUCAUUUCCCGGCGUGGAGGAUGGAAAAGGCUUGGUGUGAUUGCAAUUAUUGUCAUUGCUUUGAUUGUCGGGCUUGUCGUCGGACUAGUCAUUGGUUUACGAAGGAAACAUCCCAAGGACAGUUCUACCACCACCCCACCGGCUACGACUUCAAGCUCGACAGUUUUCCCGGCAGGCUCCUUCACUUUGACCACGUUUCUGGAGAGUGCGAAUACAAAUUGCACAUCUAAUCCAGCCACAUGGCGUUGUUACCCAUACGCGACUUUUGCCCAGGAUCCCAGCAGCUCAACGAGCAUCUUCAACUGGGUCAUCACCCCGUUGCCAUCCCAUCCGCAAAAUUUUACCAUAUCAUCCACCGCGAACCCAUUUGCCCUUGAAUUCGACAAUGUCACGUUGACUCUGCUCGACGCCGACCUUCCGACGGAGCGGUAUUACUUUGCUCUUCCUAUGGACAAGACCAUUAUACCUUCGGCGCCCCUGACAUCCGACAAUGCACAGUCUGUCUGCUUUUACAACGCCACUACCUUUCAGGCGUCUCUUUAUACGAAAAAGGGCCAGACAUAUCCAUCCUCUGGACAGGCUUCACUGGCCUCAUCAGGAUCGCAAACAACAACGCCAUUCGAGCCCUGGCCGUUCGCGGUCGAGGUCGAGCAGGUCGUCAAUGGCGGCCAGAAUGUCCCGAUGUGUCGCGAAAGCGUCAAUGGUAAUCUCGGAGAUCGCAUUACCAAUGGCCUUUCUCCUCAAAGUGCAAAUAGCCAAUGUUCGUGCUUUUAUCAGAAUUGGGGCCAAGGGUCAUGA
Messenger RNA from Xylona heveae TC161, 1077 nucleotides. RefSeq lists its product as hypothetical. Bases 1 to 1077 code for a protein of 358 amino acids. Lineage: Eukaryota; Fungi; Ascomycota; Xylonomycetes; Xylonales; Xylonaceae. The record is from RefSeq and is a predicted model, not a curated record. The transcript is spliced from 2 exons.